Labeo rohita (rohu) is the source of this 1785-nucleotide messenger RNA. RefSeq names its product voltage-dependent anion channel 1 (gene vdac1). Gene Ontology annotation, molecular function: voltage-gated monoatomic anion channel activity. Gene Ontology annotation, cellular component: mitochondrial outer membrane. NCBI's taxonomy places the organism in Eukaryota, Metazoa, Chordata, Actinopteri, Cypriniformes, Cyprinidae. The transcript has 9 exons. The record is from RefSeq and is a predicted model, not a curated record. Gene Ontology annotation, biological process: monoatomic anion transmembrane transport. Bases 164 to 1015 code for a protein of 283 amino acids.
GCGGAUGAUGUGGAAUCUGCCGAGAUGAUGCUCAAGAUGAUUCGGCAGGCGUGGCGUCGUUUACGUGCGCUACGCGCUUGCGUGAGUCUGGCGUAGUUCCCUGCACGUCUCAUCCUCUCGGCUGAGUCCUGCCCGGUGCUGUCUUCACGACUUUACACAGACAAUGGCCGUUCCUCCAACAUAUGUGGACCUGGGCAAGUCUGCCAGGGACAUCUUCACCAAAGGAUAUGGUUUUGGUCUUAUCAAGUUGGACUUAAAAACGAGGUCAGAGAAUGGAUUGGAGUUCAAGAGCUCCGGUUCGGCUAACACAGAGACCAGCAAGGUCGCAGGAACACUGGAGACCAAAUACAAGUGGGCAGAACACGGCCUGACGUUCACUGAGAAGUGGAACACCGACAACACUCUGGGCACAGAGAUCACUCUGGAGGAUCAGCUUGCUAAAGGGCUGAAGCUGACAUUUGAUUCCUCCUUCUCUCCAAACACUGGCAAGAAGAGCGGGAAGAUCAAGAGCAGCUACCAGCGCGAGCACAUCAACCUGGGCUGUGAUGUGGACUAUGACAUCAAUGGCACCGCGGUGCACGGAGCCGUGGUCGUGGGUUUCGAGGGUUGGUUGGCCGGAUACCAGAUGACUUUUGAGGCCGGGAGGAACCGGGUCACCCAGAGCAACUUUGCUGUGGGCUACAAGACCGACGAGUUUCAGCUCCACACAAACGUGAAUGAUGGAACAGAAUUCGGUGGCUCCAUUUACCAAAAAGUGAAUGAUAAUCUGGAGACGGCGGUCAACCUGGCCUGGACCGCCGGGAACAGCAACACCCGCUUUGGCAUCGCUGCCAAAUACCAGAUCGAUGCUGAUGCUUCUUUCUCGGCCAAAGUGAAUAAUUCUAGCCUUGUUGGUCUGGGAUAUACUCAAACCUUGAAGCCUGGCAUUAAGCUGACCCUUUCUGCUCUUCUGGAUGGGAAGAACAUUAACGCUGGUGGCCACAAACUGGGUUUGGGUCUGGAGUUCGAGGCAUAGAAAGCUGAGGAUUGCAAUAAUCCUAACUUGUUUUCUUUUGUUUUUUGUUUUUUUAAAUAUCCUACCCUCACACACCUUGUUCUCUUAGAUGCCCUGGCCAAGAAAGCGCACUAUACUCGGUCAAAUAAUGCAUUAGUGAUGCUCACUUCUCAGGAAGUGCAGCGAUAGCAAUUUACUAGGUCACAUGGAACGAAAGAAGAGCAUUUGCAAAGUUACAAAUGGCUUGAAAAAUGUAUUUUCACUACACUCUACGUUAUUUAUUACAGUGUUGAACAUGACAAUAUUUUACAGAUGUUUAAUUUUUGGGAAGGGUUGGGAAGAAAAGGAGACGUUUACAUCAGACAACACUAAUAUUAGGUCACAACAUUCCUGAUCUAUGGUUUUCACCACAACAAGCUUAAAAGAAGGGACCCGUAUGUACCAGAUGACACUCGGAGGGCUGCUGUAGGAGCCCGUCAUGUCUUUAGUUGUAGACACCAGAAUUUUGGGUGCGUUUCGUGUUUUUGUCUCGUCUGUGUGAGUGAAACCACACCUGUAUUUUGUCCGUUAUUGUUUUGUCGCUGCAUACUGCCUGUACCUUUGGCAAAACUCUUUCAGCUCUCCCUGAACAAAAGGAGAUUGGAAACGAGCUUCUGACGUAUCGGGGAGAGCAUAACAGAUUUGAAUAGGUGGAUGUAGUCUUCCGUUUUUAAAUGUUGGAUUAGAAUACUGUGGAUUUAGCAGUAUGGAUACUUUUAGUUGAAUAAAACAUUUCAACCUGGACCACACUA